This is a messenger RNA of Blastomyces dermatitidis ER-3, 2221 nucleotides long. RefSeq names its product aspartyl-tRNA synthetase. Gene Ontology annotation, molecular function: aspartate-tRNA ligase activity; ATP binding; RNA binding. Gene Ontology annotation, biological process: aspartyl-tRNA aminoacylation. Lineage: Eukaryota; Fungi; Ascomycota; Eurotiomycetes; Onygenales; Ajellomycetaceae. Gene Ontology annotation, cellular component: cytoplasm; aminoacyl-tRNA synthetase multienzyme complex; cytosol. The transcript has 2 exons. The coding region runs from base 258 to 1934 and encodes 558 amino acids. The record is from RefSeq and is a predicted model, not a curated record.
UAUAUCUCCCGCAGGUAUUGACGAAAAUAAAGUCCAUAUAUUACAUUCCAUGCUGCCAUCGAGAGAGCAGUUUGACUCCCUGCCUCCAGGGUUAGGUAGGGCUUAGGGCUAGUUUCAAAUUUGGUGGGGUUGGCUGAAGACUGACUUGACUCCCUCCUUUCCGCACGUAAAAGAGAUCAUCAACCACGCCAACUGCUUCCCUUAGCAAUAGAAACCUCCAAUUGCCAAUUACCGCCGCAAGUCCAACGAAAGCGACCAUGGAGCAACAAUCCACGCUCCCUAUCCAUCCAAAAGGCGACGGCGGCCAGCCCGAGAAAGCCCCUGCUUCCCAACCCCCCACCGAAGGCGCCGCUCCCCCAAGCAAAAGCGCGCUCAAGAAAGCCGCGAAAGAGAGGGAAAAAGCAGAGAAAGCAGCUAAACGUGCUGCUCAGGAACAAGCAGCUGCACAAGCCAGCCAGGCUGCAGACUUCUCGAAACACCUCUACGGAGCUAUCCCAGAUUCUGCCGACCAGGUCCAAGUGAAGAACCUCGUAGAUCUCUCUGAAGAACUCUUCGAAAAGGAAGUCACAGUCGUUGCGCGUGUGGACAAUGCCCGGGUACAGAGCGCGAAGCUGGCGUUCCUGAUGCUGCGGCAACAGGGUAAAAAGGUACAGGCAGUGGUGAGCGCGAGUGACGAAAUAUCGAGACCUAUGGUGAAAUGGAUUGGAGGGAUAAAUGUCAACUCCAUCGUUCAAGUCACCGCUGUCGUUAAGAAACCCGAAAUCCCAGUAUCAUCAGCCACAUUGAGUCACCUGGAACUGCAUAUUCGGAAAGCCUACAUGGUUGCCCAAGCGGCGCAAAUGCUGCCUAUGCAGGUCAAGGACGCGGAACGACCGCCACCUGAAUCCGUUACGGAAGAAGUUGACUCAGAAACCCCAUAUGUCACGCUGAAAACUCGCCUUGAUAACCGUGUUCUUGACCUCCAGACCGAAACGAACCAGGCAAUUACCUGGAUUUCUAGCGGUGUUGCCCAAUUAUUUACGGAAUACAUGUUGAAGAGCGGUUCACGAUGGAUUUCUACUCCAAAACUCACUGGGAAUGCGUCUGAAGGUGGUGCUGGAGUGUUCGAAGUGACCUACUUUAAGAAAAAGGCGUAUUUGGCGCAGAGUCCGCAGUUAUAUAAACAGAUGUGCAUUGCAGGAGAUCUGGGCAGUGUUUUUGAAGUUGGUCCUGUGUUUAGAGCUGAGGAAAGCAACACUCAUAGACAUUUAACAGAGUUUAUUGGUCUCGAUUUCGAGAAAACCUUCCAGAGCCAUUACCACGAAGUCUUGGAAUUUGCCGAAGACCUUCUGGUCUUUAUCUUGAGCCAAUUAAAGGAACGCUUCAAAAAGGAAAUUGAAGUAAUCCAGCGCUCGUACCCAAAAGCCGGCGACUUUAAGCUCCCUAAAGAUGGAAAGGCGCUUCGGCUGAAGUACAUGGAGGGUGUGGCACUUUUGAAGGAAGCAGGAGUGGAUGUCACUGAACAAGAAAAAUUUGAGAACGACCUCACCACUGCAAUGGAAAAGCAGCUUGGCCGCAUUAUCCGAGAGAAAUACGAUACAGACUUCUACGUCCUGGACAAGUUCCCCAUGGCUGUCAGACCGUUCUACACGAAACCCUGUCCUGACGACCCCACGUUCUCCAAUUCGUACGAUUUCUUUAUGAGAGGAGAGGAAAUUAUGUCCGGCGCACAGCGAAUUAACGAAGCGAAGGAACUUGAAGCUGCAAUGACGGCCAAAGGUCUUGACCCCAACGGUGAAGGGUUUGAAGACUACAUCGGGGCAUUUAGACAGGGGUGCCCUCCUCAUGCUGGUGGUGGACUUGGCCUGAACCGCAUUGUUAUGUUUUUCCUGGGUCUUCCCAAUAUUCGAUUAGCAACACUAUUUCCUCGUGAUCCUCAGCGUCUCCGCCCAUAAGCAUGAAUGUUUUCUAAUCAAGGUAAGGGGCAGUAGAAGUGGUGGAUGAGAGACAGAUUUUCUCACAUUUAAAUUCAGAUGAAAUAAAGAGAUGACAAAAUUUACAUUUAUAAAUGAUGUUCUUCAGUACCGUGACUACCACGGAAUCAAUGCAUUUGUAACCGUGUCUAUACCAUAGUCUCCAUUCUGUGCUUUCGUUACCUCUAGAGCACUCUGUAAAUUGAAUCUAGAUGCGUAGGUAUGGUGGAGUUGAAUUGCGCUAGAGUGCCGAGGUGGCCCAAGCUCCC